AGUUGUCUAUGUUUUACAGGAAGCUCGUAAAACCCUAAAACCCCCAGAAGCUGCCCAAACAAAGCUUGAAAGCUACAGACUUCCAUGGCUGAAACACUGGAAAAGCCGCCCAAGGAGAUCGAAAGCGAAGACGAAGAGGAGGACCAGACCUUCGAAAAUCUCGGAUUGGACGGCCGCCUUAUUCGUGCUCUAAACAAGAAGAAGAUUCUCAAGCCCACGCCAAUUCAGCGAGUCGCUAUUCCUCUCAUCCUUGAGGGUAAGGAUGUGGUGGCCAGAGCAAAGACUGGUUCUGGAAAGACCUUUGCUUACCUACUGCCUCUGCUUCAGAAGCUGUUUACCGCUUCACAAGAAUCAACCAAGAAACUCGCUCCUACUGCCAUUGUUCUGGUCCCAACUAGGGAACUCUCUCAGCAGGUUUAUAAGGAGGUCAGGUCGUUGAUUGAACUGUGUAGAGUUCCAUUGAAAGUCGUACAGUUGACAAGCAAUAUGCCUACUUCUGAUUUGCGCACAGCUUUGGCGGGCCCGCCUGAGAUUCUGGUUUCGACUCCAGCUUGCGUGAAGAAGUGCUUGUCAGAUGGUGUUCUUCAAGCAACAUCCAUCGGUGAUUCACUGGAAAUGCUUGUGCUUGAUGAGGCAGAUCUUCUCUUGUCAUAUGGAUAUGAGGAAGACAUAAAAGCUUUGACACCUCACAUUCCUAAACAUUGUCAAUCUCUUCUUAUGUCUGCCACAGCAAGUGAUGAUGUUGAGAAACUAAAGAAGCUUAUUCUACAUAAUUCCUAUAUUUUGACUUUGCCCGAAGUUGGAGAUAUCAAGGAUGAGGUCAUCCCAAAAAAUGUUGAGCAAUCCUGGAUAUCAUGCACUGCUCGUGACAAGUUACUAUACAUCCUUUCCCUCUUAAAGUUGGAGUUGGUACAGAAAAAGGUUCUGAUAUUUACUAAUACAAUAGACACAUCCUUCAGAAUAAAGCUAUUUUUGGAAAAGUUUGGCAUAAGAUCUGCUGUUUUGAAUUCUGAGUUGCCACAAAAUUCUCGUAUCCACAUUCUUGAGGAAUUCAAUGCUGGUCUUUUUGAUUACCUGAUUGCAACUGAUGACAGCGAAACAAAGGAGAAAAAAGAAAAUGAUCAGAAAAAGAUCGAUUCAAAAAAUUCUAGACGACAUGCUAAACCCAAACCCAAAGCUGACUCUGAAUUUGGAGUGGUGCGAGGAAUUGACUUCAAAAAUGUACACACGGUUCUGAAUUUUGAUAUGCCUUUAAGUGUUGAAGGAUAUGUUCAUCGUAUUGGUCGUACUGGAAGAGCAUAUAGUACUGGUGCUUCUGUGUCUCUUGUUUCUCCAGAUGAGAUGAAAGUUUUUGAAGAGAUAAAGUCCUUUUUGGGUGAUGAUGAAGAAAAUGAUUCAAAUAAACUUGUUCCAUUUACUUUACUGACCAAGAAUGCAGUGGAGUCUUUAAGAUAUAGAGCUGAGGAUGUCUCAAAGAGUGUGACAAAACUUGCCGUGAGAGAAUCCCGAGCUCAGGAUUUGAGGAAUGAAAUUCUCAAUUCUGAAAAGUUGAAGGCUCAUUUUGAAGCCAACCAAAAGGAUCUAGAUUUGUUGAAACAUGACAAGGUUUUGAGCAAGAAGCCCCCUGCUCCUCACCUGCGAGUUGUGCCUGAUUAUCUGUUGGAUGCAACAACUAAAGAAGCCAGCAAGAGAGUUAAGCUUGCGAGAGCUGCAAUGGGUAACAACAACCCUGGUCGCCGUGGAUUCAAGAAAAAAUUCAAGAAAGAUAAGGACCCCCUUAAGUCUCUCAGUGCUCAGGGACCCAAGAAAGGAAGAAGGGAAAGAAAAGAUGGCAAUGAGAACCAUAAGCAAAAAAGGCAAAAGACUUAAUUUAUCUAUUUAUCUCGUCUGUGUUGUAUAGACAGGGUUUACUAGCCACUUCCUAAUUUUGUUUCAAUUUUUAGUGUUGGUUUGUGGCUUUAAAGUAGCUCAUGUAUCAUUUAUUGAUUAACCAUUAAAACAAAGAUAAGAUACAAAACAAUGAGAGAAGUGAUCAUAUCAUCAUCCUUAUGUUGACAGACUUCCGUCAAAUGGUGGCGGCGAGUAGAGAAAAUUGGUUUGUUAGGUAUAUGAUACACGUGUUUAGCUAUUCAGUUUCUGUUGUUUUUUACAAA
Molecule: messenger RNA, 2153 nt
Organism: Rosa chinensis
Lineage: Eukaryota; Viridiplantae; Streptophyta; Magnoliopsida; Rosales; Rosaceae
Product: DEAD-box ATP-dependent RNA helicase 16
Exons: 15
Coding region: 85-1869 (594 amino acids)
Cellular component (GO): nucleolus
Molecular function (GO): nucleic acid binding; RNA helicase activity; ATP binding
Source: RefSeq, a predicted model, not a curated record